AAAAUAAUUUGAGGUUAUGUAACACUAAUUAUUAUUUAUAAUGGAAUAAAAAUGUCGCAAAACACAGACAAGACUUAUGAAACAAAGCAUGUAAAAGAGGACAAUGAUAUAAAUGCUAUUUUAGAAGACAAAUGGAUGAUCAGAGAUUGUGAUACUUACAAAGAUGAGUACAAAGAAUGCACAAGUUUUAGAGGGAGAUUUCAUCAGUACUUUAUAUUUGGACAUACAAUAGAUUGCAAUCAGUGGAAAAAAGAUUAUGAUAAUUGUUGCAAAUGGGUUGAUGAUAAAGAUAUUAAUGGAGCUGAGGCAGUCAUUAAUAGCGAAAAAAAAAGGCGCAUGGAAAGAUUGCAAGCACACUAUAGGAACGAUAUAUGGAAGAAACGGCAAUCCCCACCAAGAGAUUGGGACACACCUUUACCAGAAUGGAUGAAUAAACGUAAUGAAAACACAUAUCUUGCAAUGAAGGCAAAAGAAAUGAAAGAAGGAAAACUUGAGGACUCUGACAGUAGCUUUUGUUCGAUAAUGUAAAUGGCAUAAAUGUGAAUGUAUAGUGCCAGUGUUUUAGGACAUACUAGUAAAUUUUUAAUAUAAUGUUAUUUAUUACUUAAGAAUUUUGAUUUUAAUACUUCAUAUGUGUGGCUACAACAUGUUAAAAUUUCCUCUGUUAAUUUGGU
Molecule: messenger RNA, 674 nt
Organism: Diatraea saccharalis (sugarcane borer)
Lineage: Eukaryota; Metazoa; Arthropoda; Insecta; Lepidoptera; Crambidae
Source: the annotation of a GenBank genome assembly